Molecule: messenger RNA, 1240 nt
Organism: Teleopsis dalmanni
Lineage: Eukaryota; Metazoa; Arthropoda; Insecta; Diptera; Diopsidae
Gene: NANS
Product: sialic acid synthase
Exons: 4
Coding region: 76-1221 (381 amino acids)
Biological process (GO): carbohydrate biosynthetic process
Molecular function (GO): N-acylneuraminate-9-phosphate synthase activity
Source: RefSeq, a predicted model, not a curated record
CAAAUAUUGUAUUAUCGUUUGUCGCUUUAAAUUUUCUGAGCUUAUUUUCAAGUGGACCAUCAAGAGUAAUUGAUCAUGUCGUUUAUUCAAUUGGGUGAUGUUAAAGUAGAACGUGGAGGAAAACAUAUUUAUAUAAUAGCUGAGAUAGGACAAAAUCAUCAAGGAAAUAUCGAAAUAGCUAAGCAACUGAUUUUACAAGCUAAGAAAGCAGGUUGUCAUUGUGUAAAAUUGCAAAAAAGUUGUCUCCGUGCUAAGUUUACGAAAUCAGCUUUAGAUCGGUGUUAUGAUAAUCCAAACUCAUGGGGGUCCAGCUAUGGUGAACAUAAGGAAUAUUUGGAGUUCACUUUACAACAAUUUGAUGACUUACAAAAAUUUUGCUUUGAUAUUGGAAUUGAUUUUACAUCAUCUGCAAUGGAUGAGGUUUCGCUAAAACAAUUAGAUGAGCUCGAUGUGCCCUUUAUAAAAAUUGGAUCUGGAGACGCUAACAAUUUUUUAAUGCUUGAAAAAGCAGCUGCAUUAAAUCGCCCUUUGAUUAUAUCAACUGGAAUGCAAUCGGUCAAAUCAAUAGAUGCUAUCGUUAAAAUUAUGAGAGACGCUAACAAAACAAACUACGCAUUACUACAUUGCGUGUCGUCUUAUCCUACUGAGCCGAAAGACUGUAACCUCCAAAUGAUAACAGUUAUGAGCAAAAAAUAUCCCGAAAUUGUUAUUGGAUACUCCGGACAUGAAAUAGGUAUUAAUAUUAGUAAAGCAGCAGUUGUUUUAGGGGCAAAGAUUAUUGAACGUCACAUAACACUUGAUAAAAAUCAGAAGGGCUCGGAUCAUAAAUGUUCUUUAGAACCAGACGAAUUACAACAAAUGAUUCAAGACAUAAAUUCAAUAUCUUUAAUUAAACCAAUUCCUUGGACUCAAGAUGAAAUAAUCAAUUAUUUCAAUAAUAAUAUUAACAUUACUCAAGCAUUGCAUGGUUCUGAAAAAAGAUGUUUAUUAGCAUGCGAAUGGAAUUGUAAAAGUAAAUUAGGAAAGUCAAUAGUGGCUGCAAGAGAUUUAGAACGCGGCCGUAUUAUAACGAAAGAUGACAUUUGUAUUAAAGUAAGCGAGCCAAAUGGUAUACCAGCGGAAUGCCUACAACAAAUUAUGGGGCAUUCAAUUUUAAUUGAUAUCAAAGAAGACAAUCCGCUCAUGUCACAUCUUUUUUCCCAUCAUAUUGAAGAAUUCUAAAUUGAAUUUAAUUAAAAAA